Messenger RNA from Ruditapes philippinarum (Manila clam), 2294 nucleotides. RefSeq names its product WD repeat-containing protein 13-like. Gene Ontology annotation, molecular function: protein binding; promoter-specific chromatin binding. Bases 76 to 1455 code for a protein of 459 amino acids. Lineage: Eukaryota; Metazoa; Mollusca; Bivalvia; Venerida; Veneridae. The transcript is spliced from 14 exons. The record is from RefSeq and is a predicted model, not a curated record. Gene Ontology annotation, cellular component: nucleus.
GAUAUUUCCGUUUUAUUCCGUAAAUUUAUUUAUUUUUGUAUUGAUGCAAGCGACGAAGGAAGUGAAAAUGUAAACAUGGCAAAUUGGCAGCAAAUUCUUGCACUUGAUGCAAAAUACAAUGCUUAUCGUGCCCCAAGUAACCCACAGUUUAGAACUUUAUACAUCAAAAGAAGGAGCCAAUUGCUGAGAGAGAAUGCUGCUGGAGAUAAAGAUCAGUCAGUAAGACGAGACUACUUACAUACAAGAGCCAGACUUUUGUCAACUAAAUAUGGCAGUCCUGCCAUCUCUGACCAAGGAAGCAUCAAGAGCAGAUCCUUUAGCUUUGGAGGUAGAAGUAUUAGUAAAUCUACUAUUGAGAGUCUUGAUCCAAAGCUGGCUGAAAGUAGGAAAUAUCAUCAUCGACGACAGAGAAGCAGUGGGAGUGUCAAGUUCAAUCUUGAUGGACCAAUGAAAAGAGUCUUUGAUAGUAUAGAGGUGGUGCCAACAAGGGAAGCUGAGGCUAGCAGAGCAAUGGCAGGUGGGAAGUCAGUGUCGGAGAAUUAUGCAUUUGCUGGCAUGCACCAUAUAUUUGACCAACACACAGAUGCAGUAACAAGUGUAAAGUUUGCGAAUGAUGACAAGAGUAGAGUGGCAUGCUCCUCUGUGGAUGGUACCCUGUCAGUAUGUCAAGUUAUUCCACCACCUGCUACUGUAAUAUGUAUGCUUAAAGGACACACUGAUGCUGUCUCUGAUUUUCAGUGGUCAUUAUCAAAUGACAUCAUCUUAUCUGUAUCGUUUGACAGCACUGCGAGACUAUGGAAUGUGGCGUCAGGAGAGUGUAUACGUACAAUCAAAGAUAUCACAGGGGCGGAGCUACACUCUUGUCUCUUUCAUCCAUUAAAUAAUAAUAUGUUUGUUACAGGGAACAGUAAAUAUUUUGUGCAGAUCAUCAAUGUAUCCACAGGGAAAGGUUAUAAGGGAGGAAGUUGUAAGAUUACAGGUAUAGGCAUGUCAUUGGCCUUUGACCCUACAGGAAGAACAUUAUGGGUGGGGGAUGAUAAAGGUUCAUUAUCAUCAUUCAAUGUAGAUCUGACUAAUGGGAAACUAAUCAGAACAAGAAGUAUAUUGUUUGUUUAUUUGUUUAACUCACUGUGCUUAUUUAGAAUCUCACCAAAUGGUAGUCUCCAACUAAAACAAAGGUUUUCAAUUCGACAGAAACAUGCGCGUGUUCGUAGCACAUUCUGUCCUCUAAUGUCAUUCAGACAGGGAGCAUGUGUCAUAUCAGGUAGUGAAGAUAUGUGUGUUUACUUUUUUGACAUUGGGAAGGAGAAGAAAGCAUGUGUAAACAAACUGCUAGGUCACUCUGCCCCUGUACUUGAUGUCUGCUUUAAUUGUGAUGAAAGUUUGCUCGCUUCCUGUGAUGCACAGGGAAUGGUUAUCAUCUGGAAAAGAGAGGGGAAACAAGGGGUCUUAUGAUAGAUAAAAGUGAAAACAAGAAGUGAUAAAUAAUAGUGAAAACAAAUGUUCUUAUGACGAAUUUAUGUAGAAGCAAGAAUUAAAGUGAGAAUAAAGUAAAAACAGGAGAUCGUUUUAUGAACUAAGUAAAAACAAGAGGUAUAUUAUACCAAAGGAAAAUGGGUGUUUUAUAAAGAAUUAGAGGAGAAACAUCUAUGGUUUGUUAAAAUGAAAACAAGGGUUCAUCUCAUAGUUUAAGUGGAAACCAGAGGUCAAUAAAAGAAGAGUGAGUAAUGGAUGUCAUUAUGUAGAAUGACAAGAAGACAUAGGAAAGCAUUCCAUAUGUAGAUGAAUAAUAGUAGAUGUAAUAUAUUUUGUUAUUGGAACAUAAUGUGUGUACAUGUGAUAAGCUUAAUGUGAUAAAAAAAGCUGUGAAGCUAGUUGGAUUUUUUAUGUACAUUGCAAAUUAUGUAGGUGUACAGAAAAGAAGAAAAUAGACAUAUUAUCUGGAAUACAUGUGGAUUAUGAUAACAACUGUGUGAUAUUAUUUUUGAAAAACAAAAUGUGGCAAAAGAUUUUAUUGUUUACAUACAUGAAAAAUAUCCUAUACAGAAAUCAUUAGGGACCAAGUUAUUAUGACUUACAUAUGCUACUCACAUAAUGACUUCAAAUCGUGAAAUAAAAAAUAAUUGUAAGGAGCUUAUAUUUCAGUUACACAAUUCAUUCAUGUAACACAUGUGCUAAUCAUAUCAAGAAUUCCUUUCUAAACAUGUUUUAACUAUCAAUGUUAAAGUGUUCAGUGUUGUGAUAGUAUCUGUGUUAUACAAGAUUAACAGUGAAAAUAAACACCAUGUAAAGUA